Candidozyma auris is the source of this 465-nucleotide messenger RNA. RefSeq lists its product as uncharacterized. Gene Ontology annotation, biological process: electron transport chain. The transcript has a single exon. Lineage: Eukaryota; Fungi; Ascomycota; Pichiomycetes; Serinales; Metschnikowiaceae. The record is from RefSeq and is a predicted model, not a curated record. The coding region runs from base 1 to 465 and encodes 154 amino acids.
AUGUUGUCUAGAAGCUUGUUCAGGACGCAAGUCCGCACAUUUGUCCGCUCGCUGCCCAUAUUGCAAAAGCCAGUUCUCCUGGACGUGUCUACCGUCAAGCCCAAAGAGAUCGUAUCAGGAGCACCAGAAGAGUUAUCCACCUCUAGAACGGUGAGAAUCUACAAAGAAGCCAAGCCAGCCACGCAAUCUGGUCGCCACAACGGUAAGUUCUGGAAGUUGGACUGGGACGUUUUGGGCAAAGAGAACAGAUGGGAGAACGACUUGAUUGGGUACCAGUCUAGUGCUGACUACAUGCAAGGUACGAUCAUGAAGUUUGACACAAAAGAGGCUGCCAUCAGAUUUGCCGAGGGCCAAGGGUGGUCAUACUACGUGAAGGAGCCCAAGGAGAGACAUUUCAGAAAGAAGGAGUACGCUAUGAACUUCUUUCACUCGCCAGGGCCCUUGAAGCACAUUAGAACGAAGUAG